Molecule: messenger RNA, 1993 nt
Organism: Cucurbita maxima (winter squash)
Lineage: Eukaryota; Viridiplantae; Streptophyta; Magnoliopsida; Cucurbitales; Cucurbitaceae
Product: chlorophyllide a oxygenase, chloroplastic-like
Exons: 9
Coding region: 65-1669 (534 amino acids)
Biological process (GO): chlorophyll biosynthetic process
Cellular component (GO): chloroplast
Molecular function (GO): chlorophyllide a oxygenase activity; 2 iron, 2 sulfur cluster binding; iron ion binding
Source: RefSeq, a predicted model, not a curated record
ACCAAAUUUCUCAUUUCUCCUCUCUCUCUCUCUCUUUCUCUUUCAACUUCUCAGUCCAAACGCGAUGACCGUCGUAGCAACGGCUGCAGCUCUCUCGUUGCCGAUCUCAUUUUCUAAAUCUCCGAAGCUCAAUUACAAGAAGAGUGUGAAAGUUGGAUUUAGAGUGUUUGCUGUGUUUGGAGAGGAAGGGGCUACAGAGAUUAAGAGUGGUUGGCAGACGCUCUUUGACGUAGAAGAUCCAAGGACAAAAGUUCCUCAAUCUAAAGGGAAAUUCUUAGAUGCUAACCAAGCUCUGGAAGUGGCUAGAAAUGAUAUUCAAUACUGUGAUUGGCGAGCUCGGCAAGAUGUUCUUACAAUCAUGCACCUCCAUGAGAAGGUUGUGGAAGUCCUAAAUCCUCUAGCCCGGAACUACAAGUCUAUCGGAACAAUGAAAAAGGAGCUUGCUGAAUUACAGGGGGAAUUGGCAGAAGCUCACAAACAGGUUCAUAAAUCUGAAGCACGGGUUAGCACUGCCUUAGAUAAACUAGCUUAUAUGGAAGAAUUGGUGCAUGAUAGGCUGUUACAAGACAGAAACACAGCGGAAUUGGAUAGCCCAUCUACCUCGCCCGGUACCUCAACACAAUCUCAUGAUUCCAUAACUAGAAGAUCACCAAAGAAAAGCUUAAAUGUAUCAGGACCUGUCGAACCAUAUCAUCCCCGAUUGAAGAACUUCUGGUAUCCUGUUGCCUUCUCCAGUGAUCUGAGAGAUGACACAAUGAUCCCAUUUGAUUGUUUUGAAGAAUCAUGGGUUCUUUUCCGUGGAAAGGAUGGCAAUCCUGGAUGCAUACGAAACACAUGUGCCCAUAGGGCAUGCCCUCUUCACCUCGGUUCUGUCAACGAUGGUCGAGUCCAGUGUCCUUACCAUGGUUGGGAAUACUCAACGGAUGGCAAAUGUGAGAAAAUGCCAUCGACGCGACUACUAAACGUGAAAAUAAAAUCGUUGCCAUGCUUCGAGAAAGAAGGAAUGAUCUGGGUUUGGCCUGGUAAUGAUCCUCCAGCAGCUAAUCUUCCUUCACUCCAACCUCCUCCUGGUUUUCAAAUCCAUGCUGAGCUUGUCAUUGAAAUUCCAGUGGAGCAUGGAUUACUUCUAGAUAACCUUCUGGAUCUUGCUCAUGCACCUUUCACUCAUACUUCCACUUUUGCAAAAGGAUGGAGCGUACCCAGCUUGGUGAAAUUUUUGACCCCUGCAUCUGGUCUCCAAGGAUACUGGGACCCAUAUCCAAUCGACAUGGAGUUUCGACCACCUUGUAUGGUACUAUCAACCAUAGGGAUUUCCAAGCCAGGAAAACUAGAAGGCCAAACUACAAGGGAAUGCUCAACACAUCUUCAUCAACUUCAUGUGUGCUUACCUUCCACAAGACAGAAGACAAGACUACUCUAUAGAAUGUCACUGGAUUUCGCUCCCAUAUUGAAGCAUAUUCCUUUCAUGCACUAUCUCUGGAGACAUUUCGCAGAACAGGUAUUGAAUGAGGACUUGAGGCUUGUCAUUGGACAGCAAGAAAGAAUGCUAAACGGAGAAAACAUCUGGAACAUGCCAGUUUCUUAUGAUAAGCUAGGUGUAAGAUAUAGGCUAUGGAGAAAUGCAGUAGAGGAAGGAGCAAAACAACUACCCUUCAGCAAAUCAAAUUGAACAGUAUUCAAUCGUAAUUAACUUGAAACACUUCUUAGGACCCAUAAACAAGCCAAGCCCCCUUCAUUUUUAGAACUCAAAAUUGCAGAUGAAAGACCCAUGAGGCUGAGAUAAGGCCAACUUACCUCCUUUCAGCUUCCACUUUUCAUAAGAACAUUUACACUCAAACUCUACAGAAGCUGAAGAAGAAAAUCAUCUGAAAACAGAGAGAAGCCAGCUCUUGCCCCCUACAGAAUCCCCUUGUAAAUUAGAAACUGCUAUAUAAAUUUAAUCGGCUUUGUAAAAGUAUUCGAGUAUUCUUUGUUGUAAGCAUCUUCAAUGUUA